This is a messenger RNA of Osmerus eperlanus (European smelt), 1136 nucleotides long. It is a transcript of the gene anxa5a, whose product is annotated as annexin A5a. Bases 1 to 1023 code for a protein of 340 amino acids. The record is from RefSeq and is a predicted model, not a curated record. Gene Ontology annotation, biological process: negative regulation of coagulation. NCBI's taxonomy places the organism in Eukaryota, Metazoa, Chordata, Actinopteri, Osmeriformes, Osmeridae. Gene Ontology annotation, molecular function: calcium-dependent phospholipid binding; calcium ion binding. Gene Ontology annotation, cellular component: sarcolemma; cytoplasm. The transcript has 12 exons.
AUGCGUCAUGUAUUGCUGUCGGUAUUUGAUGGCAUCUCCGAGGCUCUGAAGUUUGAGAAGAAACCAAACCUUCCCGCUACCAGAGGCAGUGUGAUACCCUUUGUCAACUUCAACGCCAAGAAAGAUGCUGAAUUCCUGCACAAGGCAAUGAAAGGGAUUGGCACUGACGAGGAUGCCGUCUUGAUGCUCAUUACGGCUCGUAGCAACAAUCAGAGACAGGAUAUUAAAGCGGCGUACAAGAAGGCCUUCGGAAAGGAUUUAGUGAGCGCUCUGAAGUCUGAGCUGGGAGGCCUGUUUGAGAGCCUCAUUGUUGCCCUGAUGACUCCACCCAUUCUCUACGAUGCAACAAAAAUACACAAAGCCAUCAAGGGCGCUGGGACUGACGAUGAGGUGUUGAUAGAGAUCAUGGCCUCCCGAACUGGGCAGCAGAUGAAAGACAUUGCCAAAGUCUACAAGAAAGAGUUCAGUAACAAGCUGGAGAAAGAUAUCAUGGGAGACACCUCAGGUCACUACCAGAAGCUGCUACUGAUCCUCCUCAAGGGCAGCCGAGAGGAGGGGGUGGACGAGGGCAAGAUAGAGAAGGACGCCAAGGACCUUUAUGCUGCAGGGGAAGGGAAGUUAGGCACAGACGAGGAAAAGUUUGUCAAUAUCCUUGGCAACAGGAGCAUAGAACACCUUCAGAAAGUUUUUGAUGCCUAUAAGAAGCUGUCGGGCUCUGAUAUUGAGGACAGCAUUGAGGGGGAGACAAUUGGAAACCUGGAGAAUCUACUUCUGGCUGUUGUAAAAUGUGUUAAAAGUGUUCCAGCCUACUUUGCAGAAUGUCUUCGUGGGUCAAUGAGGCGCGCUGGCACGGAUGAUGAGAUCCUGACAAGAGUAAUGGUCUCCCGGAGUGAGAUCGACAUGUUGGAUAUCAGAGCCUGCUAUAAGAAGAAGUAUGGAGACUCUCUCUACUCCACCAUUCAGGAGGACACAGAUGGGGACUAUGGGAAGGCCCUGCUCUACCUCUGUGGAGGAAAGGACUAGCGACAGAGCAACACAAGCUAGGGAAGAAAACAGGAGAGGAGAAAAGGAGAUUCUCACAAGACGGUUAUUUUUUUUGUUCCUAAAAAUAAUAAGUAUCAGCUACAAUCAUACUG